Messenger RNA from Dendronephthya gigantea, 1302 nucleotides. RefSeq lists its product as uncharacterized. The transcript has a single exon. Lineage: Eukaryota; Metazoa; Cnidaria; Anthozoa; Malacalcyonacea; Nephtheidae. The record is from RefSeq and is a predicted model, not a curated record. The coding region runs from base 1 to 1302 and encodes 433 amino acids.
AUGUAUGUCGACGACUUGGUCAGCGGAGGAGAAACAGUCGCGAAGGCGAAACAACUGAAAGAAAUCAGUACUGAGAUCUUUGAAGAUGGGACAUUCCAGCUGCACAAGUGGCACUCGAAUGUUCCUGAACUCGAGCAAACUCCCACAACCUCCUCUGUAGAAGAUACGUUCGCCAAGCAACAACUGGGGGCGACGUCAUCCCCAUCGACAAUACUCGGCCUUUCAUGGGACAAAGAUCAAGACGUCAUACAAGUAGAGAUACCUGCUGAGAAAGCUCAGCCAACCAAGAGAGGAAUCCUCGGAAAGAUCGCCAAGAUUUACGACCCCCUCAGAAUAAUCGCACCGGUUACACUGCAAGGAAAGCUAUUGUAUCGGGAUUGUUGUGAUCGUAAAGUGGCCUGGGACGCGAGAUUGCCAAGUGAUCUGGAAGGGAGAUGGUUGAAAUGGGAGACGAGUCUUCCAAACCACGUGAACGCCCCAAGGAGCUUAGCUCAGUUUCAAGAAAAGAUCGAAGAUGUCAAGCUCCACGCGUUCGGGGAUGCGAGUGGAUACGGAGUCGCGGCGUCGGUAUUCGCGGUGGUUAAACAACAGAGUGGGAUCUCCCAAGGUCUCGUGGCCGCCAAGUCGCGUUUGGCGAAGAAGAACCUGACAAUCCCUCGUUUAGAGUUGGUAUCAGCUCACAUGGCCACUAACUUGGUCCACAACAUUCGAGAAGCGUUGGACGGGUUUCCAGUAAGCCAGGUCUUUGGUUGGUUGGACAGUACAGUGGCCCUGCACUGGAUACGUGGAGGAGGAGAGUUCAAGCAGUUUGUUGGUAAUAGAGUGCGAAAGAUCCAGGAGAAAUCAUACAUUCAGUGGCGACACGUAUCUAGCGAAGAGAAUCCUGCUGACCUGGGUAGCCGAGGAGGGAAAGUCAGCGAGAAAGAGCACCUCUGGUGGAAAGGGCCAAAGUGGCUACCUAUCCAAGAUACCUGGCCAAGCGAUAUCGUGACCAACCCAAACCCCGAAACGAUAGCAGAAAUAAAACCAUUGAAGAGUUUGUUCAAGAUCGCAGUCCAAGAACCAGACGAGUUUGAUCAGUUGUUGAAAAAGUGGAAUUUGUGGAGGACCCUGAGAAUCUGUUCAUGGAUUUCGCGCUUCAUUUGUAAUAUCGGCAGAGACAAAGAAUCAGUAAGCGGUCCACUGUCCACCGAGGAAAUCGAGGCGCGGAAGUUGUGGUGGAUCGCGAGAGGGCAAGAAAGGAAUAAGAAUACGGCGGAAUUUGUAAAAGAUCGGGCAACUAAACCUCCAACCAUGCAGUAA